UGUAAACAGUGAGGACGAUAGAGAGUAUCGUUCUUUUGAACUUGCUCAGUGCAAGUAUACCUCUCACCACGAAAUCUUCUUCUUCUAAGGUAGUGAAUUCAGCUGUUUCUCAACAUGGCCGCCUCCUUAUCAUCUUCAGUCUCCUCUCUCCGAUCAUCCUUGCAGCUGCUUGAUUCAUCCAUCAAUAUACUCGAUAAUGGCGUAAACGACUUCCCCAGAUUAUCAAAGGUUCUGCAGACAACAAGACACUUCGAACUUCUCCCGGAACCAACCCUGCGCGAAGCGCAACAAUCCCUCCUCGACGAAAUUACACCCAGCAUCACACACCUUCUACACGUUGCCUCCAAGCACGUCGACCGCUUAGCCCGUCGCGAACAGUCUCUCAAAGCCAAAUGCGAGCUCCAAGAAGGCCGAUUGUCCUCCAAUGAGGGCCACUUGUCCGCGAAUAACAGCCAGGGUCAGAGUGCCAAGCUCCAGAGCCGUCGGUUAAUGAGCGAUGGAGGAAGCAAGGCGGCGGAACUGAGGAAGCUCAUCCAGAAGAAGGAACGAUUGAAAUAUGCGGUGGAACGUCUGGAGUUGCAGAGUCGACAGAGAGAGCGCGAAUUGAGGAAGAGUAUGGCUGCUCAGUGAAGUGAUGGGCCGAUUGACAAUGGAGAAGAUUGUGUACUAUGGAGGAAAGCUCCGGGCUUCCUUUACAGCGAAAGGUUCACGAAAACUGCCUCACGGGAUGGUAUUGCUGGACGGGCGUCAUCGAGACAGAUCAUGGGCCCGAAUAAGUGGUCUCUCGUACCCUCAGGAAGGGCUUGCGCUCGCGCAGCCUGCUUUCCCAGUUCAGGAAUCUCUACGAGAAGACCGGAUAGAGAGCCGCCAUGUUGCGUGAAAUCGCAUUAUCCUCUAAGGAGGUGCUGAAUUAAUAUCACGCUGAAGUUCCCAGUGUGAAGGCAUCAACUUCACACGGGCCACUCAAUCCCUGAUUCAUCU
This is a messenger RNA of Paecilomyces variotii, 981 nucleotides long. Its product is annotated as putative mitotic spindle biogenesis protein Spc19. The record is from RefSeq and is a predicted model, not a curated record. Gene Ontology annotation, biological process: attachment of spindle microtubules to kinetochore. The transcript has 2 exons. Lineage: Eukaryota; Fungi; Ascomycota; Eurotiomycetes; Eurotiales; Thermoascaceae. The coding region runs from base 115 to 630 and encodes 171 amino acids. Gene Ontology annotation, cellular component: spindle microtubule; DASH complex.